Messenger RNA from Sinocyclocheilus grahami, 5754 nucleotides. RefSeq names its product breakpoint cluster region protein-like. Gene Ontology annotation, biological process: protein phosphorylation; intracellular signal transduction; positive regulation of GTPase activity. Gene Ontology annotation, molecular function: protein serine/threonine kinase activity; guanyl-nucleotide exchange factor activity; GTPase activator activity. Bases 530 to 4093 code for a protein of 1187 amino acids. The record is from RefSeq and is a predicted model, not a curated record. NCBI's taxonomy places the organism in Eukaryota, Metazoa, Chordata, Actinopteri, Cypriniformes, Cyprinidae. Gene Ontology annotation, cellular component: membrane. The transcript has 21 exons.
GAGAGAGAGACUGAGCAGAUCCAGUCAGAUCAUAUGAAGUGACGGACAGCGAUGCCAGUGGCAGCCCUGCGAGAGUACAGCGUAUCUCUGAGCAAUACGGACGCUUGAGAGAAUAACAGGGCUAAUUUCCGACAACUUCUUUGGAUACAUAACUGAACUCAGCAAAAAAAAAAAGAUUUAAUCAGCUAACAUGAGGGAGAAGUGAAUUUUGCACGCUUACAAGGGAUUCUCAGUAAUCAUUUGUCAUUUAAAUGGCAUGAAACGCGGAUGUCAAUAGAUGUUUGAAGUGCACAUGGAUGUUUCAGCUCUGCUUUUUGUGUUUACCUUGUGUGUCUGUCCAAGAUCAGCUGAGUAAGUGUUUAUCAGAUGUUGAGAUGAUGUUCUGCAUGUACACAGGACAAGUUCAGAUGUCGGAUAUGAAGUUAUAGCCUAAAUCAGCAUGGCUUUGAGUGUAUUCUUACAAACAAGUGAUUUUAACAUGUACAUUUUUUUUUCGCUCCUAAAAAAAGUAAACCAGCAGUAAGCAAUCAUGGUAGAACCUGCUGGCUUUGUGGAAGCAUGGAAAGCUCAGUUCCCUGACUCAGAUCCUCCUGAGUUGUCUUUGAACUCUGUUGGAGACAUUGAGCAGGAGCUGGAGAAAUGCCGAGACUCUAUUAGGCGUCUGGAGAUGGAAGUGAACAAGGAGCGUUUUCGAAUGAUCUACCUGCAAACGCUUCUAGCCAAGGAGCGGAGAAGUCAUGACUCUCAGCGAUGGGGUUUCAGUAGGGUCUCGCAAGGUGAGCAUAAGCCAGCGUCCACGGAUGAGCAUCAUCAGAAAGCCGAUGGAAGCAGGUGUCUCCCUGACAAGAUGAAGCACACAACCGCUGCAGAGGAGAGUCAUGAGUCUCAGCCUUGUGUUAAGGUGGUGGGAUGUGUCUUGGACAGGCAGAAAAGCAGAGAUGGAGAAGUUGACGGGAUGUCUCCAUACAAAAAUAGGAGCAUUGAAGCUCCUCUCAGGCCCAUUGCUGGACGUGGACCUGCGCACCAUGAGGCGGAUGGCGUUCCAGAGUCUCCACCAAAGGAGAAGGUCACCACGGGGUUGGGAGUUGCUGCGCUUCGGUCAAACUUUGAGCAUAUCAGAAGAGCCAAUUCUCAAACAUCUGGUGAGGGGAAAAGCGAGAGGCCUUACUAUGUCAACAUGGAGUACCAUCACGAGAAAGGUCUUGUUCGGGUCAAUGAUAGAGAUGUCUCAGAGAAGAUAAGUAGUCUGGGCAGUCAAGCUAUGCAGAUGGAACGCAAGAGGUCUUUGCAUUCUGUCCCAGGUAAUCUGUCCACUGCUUUUGGGGACAUCCGUAAACCAGAGCGUUCUCAUGAAAGAGCAAUGGAGAGCGGUUACAACUGUGAGUACGAGGAGCCCGAUCUAAACCCUGGGUUCCUUAAGGAUAGUUCUUCAAGACUUAAUGGAAGAAGAGCAACUCAGCAGAACUGGCACCAGUCAGAAUGUCAGCCCUAUACGACUGUUUAUGUGGGGGGCAUUAUGGGAGAUGGAGAGGACCUGCACUUGACCUGGCCCAGGCGGUCUUACUCACCUGGGAGUUUUGAGGAUGGAUACACGCCAGAUUGCAGUUCCAAUGAAAACCUGACGUCCAGCGAAGAAGACUUCUCCUCAGGGCAGUCCAGCCACGUGUCCCCGAGCCCCACCGCCUACAGAAUGUACCGAGAGAAGAGUCGCUCUCCAUCCCAGCACUCCCAGCAGUCUUUUGAGAGUGGCAGCCCCCCUACCCCACAGUCCCAGAAGCGUCUCAAGCAACAGCUAGUACUCUCCGACACCAAUGUUGUUGGUGUCCGCAAGAUCUGGCCUGCUGACGGAAGCUCCAACAACUUCAGCAGUUUCCAUGGAGAUCUGGGUAAGACAACAUUCUUGCAGUGUUUACUUUUCAGUCAGACUGGUAUUCGCUUGUGUUUGAUUAUCAGAAGCAUGUCAACCAUGCCAAAACAGGCCACGAAAAACUGUCUGCUCUACCUUAACUCUCACUCUCUCCUGUCGUUUUAUCUUCCCACACAGGCCAGCCAGCUCGGCGUGUACAGGGCUUUUGUGGACAACUAUAAGGUUGCCGUGGAAACGGCCGAAAAGUGUUGUCAAGCCAAUUCUCAGUUUGCAGAGAUUUCAGAGAAUCUGAAAGUCAAGAGCGCUAAAGAGGGUAAAGAUCAGAAUGCCAAGAACUCUCUGGAAUCGCUGCUGUAUAAACCAGUAGAUCGAGUCACUCGCAGUACUCUUGUCCUCCAUGACCUGUUGAAGCACACCCCAUCCAGUCAUCCAGAUCACCCUCUCCUGCAGGACGCCCUCCGCAUUUCCCAGAACUUCCUCUCCAGCAUUAAUGAGGAGAUCACGCCCCGCCGUCAGUCUAUGACAGUGAAGAAAGGAGAGAAUCGACAGCUUCUCAGAGACCAGUUUAUGGUGGAGUUAGUAGAAGGGUCACGAAAACUUCGACAUGUCUUCCUCUUUACCGAUCUGCUGCUUUGCGCCAAAUUGAAGAAACAAACCGGAGGGAAGGGGCAGCAGUAUGACUGUAAGUGGUAUAUCCCACUAGCUGACGUCACUUUUCAGACCAUUGAUGAAUCGGAGUCUUCACCGGUCCCCCAGAUACCAGAGGAAGAGAUAGAUGCUAUGAAGGUCAAGAUCUCCCAGAUCAAGAAUGAGAUGCAGAGAGAAAAGAGAGUAUGUAAAGGAGGUAAAGUCCUUGAUCGUCUCAGGAAGAAACUGUGCGAACAGGAAUCACUGCUGCUGCUCAUAUCUCCAUGCAUGGCCUUCAGAGUCAGUAACAGGAAUGGCAAGGGCUAUACAUUCCUGAUUUCAUCUGAUUACGAGCGAGAAGAAUGGAGGGAGAUCAUUCGGGAGCAGCAGAAAAAGUGUUUCAAGAGUUUUUCUUUGACUUCCCUGGAGUUGCAGAUGCUCACCAACUCCUGCGUAAAGCUACAGACAGUUCACAAUGUUCCUCUGACAAUCAAUAAAGAAUAUGAUGAAUCCACAGGGCUGUAUGGCUUUCUAAAUGUGAUUGUUCAUUCUGCAACAGGACUGAAACAGAGCUUGAAUCUGUACUGUACAUUAGAGGUGGACACUUUUGGCUAUUUUGUGAACAAAGCAAAAACUCGUGUGUACAGAGACGCCACAGAGCCAAACUGGAAUGAGGAGUUUGAGAUCGAGCUGGAGGGCUCUCAGACCCUCAGACUGCUGUGCUACAGUAAGGUCAGACAGUGCAGGGAUGAUGGGGAGAACAUGGAUCGCAUCAUGGCCAAAGGACAGAUUCAGCUGGAUCCUCAAUCGCUGCAGGGUAAAGACUGGCAGAGGACAGUAAUCAGCAUGAAUGGGAUUGAGGUCAAGCUGUCUAUGCGGUUUACCAGCAGAGAGUUCAGUCUGAAGAGGAUGCCCUCCAGGAAACAGUCUGGAGUGUUUGGAGUCAAAAUUGGGGCCGUUACUAAACGGGAGCACUCUAAAGUGCCUCUUAUUGUGAGACAGUGUGUAGAAGAAAUUGAGCGCAGAGGGUUGGAGGAAGUGGGCAUCUAUCGGGUCUCUGGUGUGGCCACAGACAUCCAGGCCCUGAAAGCUGCCUUUGAUGCCAACAAUAAAGACAUUUCAGUUAUGAUGAGUGAAAUGGAUGUGAAUGCCAUCGCUGGAACGCUGAAGCUUUACUUCAGAGAGCUUCCUGAGCCCCUCUUCACCGACGAACUCUAUGCAAAUUUCACUGAAGGCAUCGCAUUAUCAGACAGUGUGGCAAAGGAAAGCUGUAUGCUCAAUUUGUUGCUCUCGCUACCCGAACCCAACUUAUUGACCUUCCUGUUUCUGCUGGACCAUCUGAAGAGGGUCGCUGAGAAUGAGAGCGUCAACAAGAUGUCCUUCCACAAUCUCGCCACAGUAUUCGGCCCGACCCUCCUUCGCCCCUCUGAAAAGGACAGUAAAAUUCCAUCCAAUCCCACGCAGCCCAUCUCUAUGAGUGACAGCUGGUCUCUUGAGGUUAUGUCUCAGGUCCAAGUAUUACUGUACUUUCUGCAGCUGGAGGCGAUCCCUACUCCGGAUAGUAAACGGCAGAGUAUGCUCUUCUCCACGGAGGUUUGAAAAGGAGCUCAGAAUGUACUGGGACUGAAGUGAUUCAGCAUGUGACCAAUGGAGGGCACCAACAUCCUACUGAAAUCUUCAAAGCGGAGUGAAUUCCCUGCAUUAGUAUCAUUCUGUUGAUAUUUCUGUAGAAAUGUACAGUGAAGAAUGACAAGCCAGUCUGAUAUCUUCUCAUGGACUCACUGUUACAAGCACUUAGAGUUUCAACAUGCAGGUGAUGUUGUUUAUUUUCACUGUCAUCCAUUGUAAGAUAUCUGAUUGAAUGGUGGCUCACACUUUGAGUGCCAAGCUUUCCGUAGAUCAUUGGAUGGUGAAUGUUAUUCUUGCAUUUGCUCUUGUUCCUUCCAGCACUGUGGGUUUAUAAAGAAUUACACAUUCCAGUGAUCCAUGAACAUUUUAUUUGAUCUGACAUUUUGCUCACCUAUGAUUUAUGCCUUACCGUGGCAUGGGCUACGGAACAUCUGAAUACGCAAAUCAUGAGGAGGAACACAUUUAUAUGGCCCCUUUCUGAUGGAUAAAACAAUGCAGAGAACGAAAAUAUGAGACUCUUUAACCAACAUGUGACUAUGGUCAACAUAUUAGCAUAUUAGUUCAUAAUUAAAAAGAAUAUACAACACAAUUAUAGUUUCUAGCACUCCCAUGAUUCCCAAGAAAUUACAUUCCUUUUUUUUUAAACAUUUCUCUGUUUUAUCUCAAAUAAAUCUACUUAAUAUUUGAUUACGGAGCCUAUAUUAAAACAGUGCAGUACACAUGGGUCAUAUCACAUGAUAUUAUAGGACUAUUACACAUUAUUUUUCAGUACUGUUCAAACUGGAAACCUCACAUAACCUCGGAAAUAAACCAUAAAAUAGUUUUUAAUCUUUAUAUCAUUUAAGGCAUUGUUGGAAAUGCAUACAUGAUUAACCGUUACUGAUAGACUUAAUAUAUUAAAAUGGAUAUAGAAGUUCUCCAUCAGAAUAAUAUCACUGCUACAUUAGUUUUCUGUAUUGAAAAAAAGCAAAAAUUAACUUAAUUCAAACACUGUACAUUUUUCUUGUUUAAUGGUUUAAGAUCAUUGUAUUUUAACUUUGUAAAACCUUUUUUUUUUUUGCUGUUCACAAAACUUGCAAGUACUUUGCAAUCCUGAGCAGUGUCAAUACCUUGCCCUGUUAAGUGUGUGUGUGUGUGUGUGUGUGUGUGUGUGUAAAUUGUUCAGAUUAUCAUGGCUAAUAUGCAUAUAUCUGUAUUAUGUUGUUCAGAACAGAGGAGAGGUUGUGUAUUAUUAGGAUGUCAUGUAACAUGCAGGCAUGUUGUUUUGUUUAUGAUUUAUUUUUCUUUUAGAGAUUUCUUUUAGUUAUUGUGUGACACAGAUUCUUUCCGCUUGUGUAUUUCCUUUAGACUAAGGAAAACGGAGACAUUCCUGUAAUUGUGUUGAAGAUCUUUGCCUUUCUUUGUUCUUAUUCCAUAGUAUGUUCUGGAAUCUGCACUUCCUUUAUUAAGCUCCUGCUUGUUUCUCUCUUUUAUUUGGUCCAUUACGCACUGUACUGAUGAAGAUAUUCCUGACUGCAUUUUACAACCCAGCUUCCAUGAUGAGGAAAUGUUCUGUAUAUGGAUAAGUAUGGCACAGUGAGGAUUAAGGAGAUGGAUCACAAUAAACUCCUUCAUCCUCUUGUUUCCACAGA